AUGGCCCGCGACGACGACAGCAAGUCACCCGACGGGUCUCUACGGCGGCCAUCUCUGGGAUCGAGAGACGAGCGUCCGUCCUCGGAAUUCCUGGGCGCUGAGCGGUCCCGCAUCUCCAUCAUCGCAGAGGACUCAGACGAGCGUACCGACCGCACUUCCGGCUCAUCUCCAGAACUAGACGAUGUCGACGAGAAACCAUCCCGGUCAUCGUCGUACUCCGACCACGAAGACGAUGACGACGACGAUGACGACGACGACGACGACGACGAGAUUCUUCCCGAAUCCCUCACGGAGGACUGGGAGGAGAAGAUGUCCCGCUUCUCCCAAGCAAACACGCUCCAGGAUCGACGCCGACGAGAAUCAGAAACCGUCGUCGUCCUCCCCGACGACAAGGCGGACAGGAGGAAGAGCACCGGCAGUGCGACCUCGAUCGCGUCCCGCUGCUCACACUGCGGGCACCACCGCCGCGCCUCGUCAGUCACGCUGGCGAACGCCCCGGCAGUUCCGAUGCGCAAGUCCUCCCUGCCGCAGCGGCACGGCUCCCUGCGGAUAACACCGCGCGUGCAGCCAAUGUCGCCCAAGGCGGCCGCCGCCUCGGAAGCCGCCGCUGCCGCUGGUUGUUCGGAGCAGCGUGCGUUCCCGCUUAAUGUGAAGAGGGUUCCCUCACACGCCAUGUCAGACGUGCAGGUGGCGCGGCACGUGCAGAGUGACGGCAACAACUUCCCUGAGCCACGCUCCGAAACGGCAUCCAUCAUCUCGUCAAUAUUUGCGCCAUCACUGCGGCAUCUGGCGAGUCAUCCGUCUCUGAACGGGUCGUUGGGCUCGCCUGUGAGGAGAGGGUCGAUCGUCACGCCUGUUGCUGAGCAGCGACAUCCUGGAAAGGCUGGGGCGCGGAUCAGUCGCUUCACAAGGCCAUUUGAGCCGGACAUCGACGAGGAUGAUGGCGAGGAUUAUCUGCGGCAAGUCAGGAGGUUAGAGGCGCUUAGAGCGCAACAGAGAAUCUCUCAAGUACUGGCGGCAGACAUUUUCUGCGAGAAAGAGGAGUGGGUUGAAGGGUGGCCGUUGGUGUUCCUCAUCAUCGGUAUCUGCCUUGUGGUAUUUAUAAUCUCGGUGCACAGGACGAUCAUCACGACUGCCAUUCCUCAAAUUACCUCAGAGUUCAAGUCCACGUCGGAUAUUGGAUGGUACGGCUCGGCAUAUCUUCUCACAGCUUGCGCCUUUCAGCCUCUCUUUGGCAGAAUCUUUGUGCUCUUCUCGGUCAAGUGGUCGUAUCUCCUGGCAAUGUUGAUGUUUCUUGGCGGAUCCCUCAUAUGCGCCCUGUCCCCAAGUUCCAUGGUCCUCAUUAUAGGUCGUGCCGUGGCUGGAUUCGGAAGCGCUGGCAUUCUCACGGGCAGCUUCGUUACGUGGCGAUGGAACUUCUUCGCAAAUCUGCCGGUCGUAGGCGCCAACAUGAUCAUCUUCCUCAUCUUCUUUCACCCCAGACAGCCCCCUCGCGUUAGGCCAAGGUUCUUCGAUAGAAUUUUGGAACUCGACCUCCUCGGCAACAUCUUCCUCUUGGGCGCCUGCGUGAUGCUGUUCAUGGCCCUCGAACUCACCAACCGUGGCCAAGCAUGGUCGAGCGUCAGAAUCAUCGGCCUCUUGUCAGGAUCAGGGGCGACCGCUAUCGUUUUCGCCGCAUGGCAAUGGUGGAGGCAGGACGGCGCGUUGAUCCCCCCGGCUAUCAUCACCCACCGAACAGUCGCGGCAUCCUGCGUCGCGGCCUUCUCCACGUACGGCGCGCUCAUGAUCCAUACCUAUUUCCUGCCGCUGUGGUUCCAGGCCAUCCGCGGCGAGGACGCCAUCAUGUCCGGCGUAGACAUGAUACCCUACGUGGCGACCCUCGGCAUCUUCUCCCUGCUCUCGGCGGUCUUCGUAUCGGUCGUCGGCUACCCCGUGCCCCCGGCAGUUGUGGGCGGCAUGAUCGGCACAGCAGGCUGUGGCGUUCUGCGUUUGCUGUCUCCAAGCACACCGAUCGCCUAUUGGAUAGGUUUUGAGAUCCUCGUGGCUGCAGGCUUUGGCAUGUCGAUCCAGCAGGGCUUGACUGCGGUGCAAGCCGUUCUCCCACCAGAUGACAUUUCUGUUGGCACCGCUGCUGUCGUCGCUUCUCAGUCUCUGGGAGGCGCCAUCUUCGUCUCUGUGGGUAACACGUUGUUCCAGAACUACCUCCUGCGGGCUGCAGCUAAGAAUCUGGUUCCUGGUGUAAACAUUCGCGUGGUUCUUAGAGCUGGCGCCACGGCUUUCCGUACAGCAGUUCCUGCAAGCGCGCUGCCCAGAAUGAUGACGGUUUACAAUGAUGCUUUGAGGGUUACUUUCACGGCGGCCAUCCCGUUGGCAGGGGUAGCAGCUAUUGCGGCAUGCUUCAUGGAGUGGAAAUCAGUCAAAGUAAAGAAGGCUGCGUAG
Messenger RNA from Colletotrichum chrysophilum, 2439 nucleotides. RefSeq lists its product as uncharacterized. Lineage: Eukaryota; Fungi; Ascomycota; Sordariomycetes; Glomerellales; Glomerellaceae. Gene Ontology annotation, molecular function: transmembrane transporter activity. The record is from RefSeq and is a predicted model, not a curated record. Gene Ontology annotation, biological process: transmembrane transport. The transcript is spliced from 3 exons. The coding region runs from base 1 to 2439 and encodes 812 amino acids.